Pangasianodon hypophthalmus (striped catfish) is the source of this 2849-nucleotide messenger RNA. RefSeq names its product V-set and immunoglobulin domain containing 10 (gene vsig10). The transcript has 9 exons. Bases 318 to 1982 code for a protein of 554 amino acids. The record is from RefSeq and is a predicted model, not a curated record. Lineage: Eukaryota; Metazoa; Chordata; Actinopteri; Siluriformes; Pangasiidae.
GAGAGUGAGAGAAAGAGAGAGCGAUAGCGAGAGAGAGAGAGAGAGAGAGAGAACAACAGGUGUAUAAGGAGAAAGGAAGCAGGCAGACAUGAGCAUGGACUCAGUCAAGACCUGAUAUAUUGGUUUCACGGAGUUGUUGUGGGGUUUUUUUCUUCCCAGCUGAGACAAACGCAACUUCCUGAUUUGUCUCAGCUGCUGAUUUUUUUUUUUUUUUUUUUAAACAGAUAUGACAGUUGUUUACUUCAGCAGCAACUGUCCUGCUCAGCUGCUGCGCGCGCGCGAUUCCGUCUCGUCCUUCUAAACUUCCGGCUACAGCAAUGAAAAUAUCCGGAAUAACUUUUCUGCACUUUUUACUUUUAUGUCAAACAGCAUUAACAGAUGAGGAGGUUACAAUAAUCAGAGAGUUGGGGGAGAACAUUGUGCUGCCAUGCCUCGACCUCCCCGUCAACACCACUCCGUCAGUGACCCGCUGGAAAAAGGGCGGGGUGGUGUUGGCCACCCAUAACCACUCUCUACCGACGCACACAGCGCAGCAUAUAUCCAUCCUGGACAACAGCAGCUUGAGCAUCACCGGCUUGAUGACUAUAGAUGAGGAAGUGUAUCAGUGUGAGACUGAGCCGAGGACUACUGACGUGCCACGUGAAUUUCAGCUACUGGUCACAGAUGGUCCAAAGAACAUGGUGGUAAAAGUAAAACCCGCCACGUCUCUCGCAAACGGAACGUGGUUCGUCGUGAAAGGCGCAGACGUUAUUUUUAACUGUUCCAGCAAGUCAUAUCCCUCGCAGAACCUGACCUGGAUUUUUGAGGAUAUGACUCUGAAAGAAAACAAAAGCAGGGCGUUUGGGAAUAAAUCAUCUCUGUACUUUGAGAUCUUUAACAUUCAGCCUGAGGAUCAGAGAAACUACACGUGCCUCGCUCAGAACACCGUCUCCAAGAAAACUGAGACACGGAGCCUGGAACUGCUCGUCUACUAUGCUCCAGAUUUUCAUCCGAACUGCAUUUGGCACCAUGGCUCUCAGCUCGAUCAGGUCGUCUUUAACUGCUCCUGGUAUGGAGCUUACCCAAGCCCCACACUGACGGUGUUAUUGGACUCACAAGCAGGCGGGAAGCCUAUACUGAAUAGAUCGCAGGAGACUGAGAACUUUGAGCUGAUUCUGAACAGGAGCAUGCUGUAUGAGGGCCAGAAGAUCACCUGUGUAGGACAACACAUAGCACAAAAGAAUGGGCACAAGAAGAUGUGCAUCUUCACACUUGCGGCUCCGUACCCAGUUGGACAACCGAUGGUUGCUGCUCUGGAAGGCACGAACGUCACCCUCACAUGCUCUGAGUCCAAGUCUCUGCCUCCUGCUAAAACCGAAUGGCGGCAAGGACAAAAGAAGGAGCCCAUCGUUCCCAGCUCUAAGUACAUUGUGGUUGAGCAGGGCCCGAUUCUGAGCCUCACUAUAGUCAAUGCCUCCAUGGAUGAUCAGGGCGUGUAUUUCUGCUGGAGUGAAAAUGCUCUCGCUUUCCAUGCACUCGAGGUCUACCUUACUAUCAGAUCCUCUGCGGAUAAAUCCGGAGCUAUGGUUGGGGUCUUCAUAUCAGUUUUAAUUUUAGCAGCUGGAAUCACGGUGGGCUAUUUCAUGUACACCCGCCGCGACAGGAUAUGUCUGGGUUUCCAGAUUGGUCGUUCAAAGAAUGACAACAUGGAUGUGAUGAAUCUCAUCGAGUCCGACGAGGAAGACGUUUUCCACGAUGCUGUUCCGAGGCUCCCUCCACUUGCUAACGGUCACGUUUCCGCUCCAGCGACCACUCUCGUAGAAAUUCACCACAUUCAGUCUAGUGAUCACGAAGAUAAUGUGAAUGAUACAGACCUAGAUCAUCACACACAAGACUGGACACAGGAUCACACACAGGAUCAGACACAGGAUCGCACUCAGGAUCACACACAGGAUCACACACAGGAUCGCACACAGGAUCACACAGAUCCAGAUGAAAAAUAAAGAAAAGGGACUUACUGGACAUUUGUGACUGUACAGAAUUUCUUUAAAGAGCCAUUAUGGUGGCUCAUUUUUCAAAUGCAGGGAUCUGAAGUUGCAAUUUGUGUGUUUGUGUGUGUGUUUGUUGGUUUUUAUGUUGCAUUUAUAGGAUUAGACAUGUUAAAAUACAGUCAGCUGUAUAAAGAAAGUAACAAUUGUAUAGUUUUCUUUUUUCUUUUUUCUUUUUUUUUACUUGCCGUAUUAUUUUGGCCACAUUGCAGAUAAAAGCUUAAAAGCUUUAAUUGUGUGUGUGUGUAUGUAUGUGUGUGUAUGUGUGUGUUGUUACCCGCUGCUUUGUACAGAAACAUAAAAACUGUCUGUAUGUUUUAAGACAAUGUUUUGGCAGUUGGUUAUUUUUUAUUUUUUCCUUUUAAAUUCACUUUUAUUUGAAUGUAAAAGAAGCUUGCUUUCUUCUGACUGAUUUCUUUGAGAAUGAUGCAAUAUACCUACAGCAGCUACUGUAAAUGCUAUGCAGGGUUUCAGUGCAGCAGGUGAAUGUCUUUAAUUUUUCUGAAUAAAUUAUUAAUCUGAUGAGAAGGAACAGAAGGUGUCAGGAGAGUGUUGCCACAGUGAGUGGUUUUCCUUCUGUUGGGCUUUUUUUUUUUUAAAUUGGAAUGGAAAAAAACACAAGCUCUAUUUCAUAUAGUUUAGAAACAUUUGUCAGGCUCUAGAUGAUCAUCAAUGUGGAUGGAAAGUCAAUGCAUUACUGUACACUGAUGGAGAUUUUAUGUACAAAUUGUUUCUUGUUGAAUGCUUUGGGAAAAUUGAUUGAUAAUGUUGAAUGAAUGCUGAAUUGAUAAUGCUGAAUGAAAGAUUUUGACCAAGCUUGAA